Nicotiana tabacum (common tobacco) is the source of this 672-nucleotide messenger RNA. NCBI's taxonomy places the organism in Eukaryota, Viridiplantae, Streptophyta, Magnoliopsida, Solanales, Solanaceae. The record is from RefSeq and is a predicted model, not a curated record.
GCUGCAGCAACUGCCGCUGCUUUGGCGAAGAAGUAUGGAGCUGACAUAACAGUUGUUGUUAUUGAUGAAAAGGAGAAAGAAGCAGUCCCGGAGCAUGAGACCCAACUAGCGAGCAUCCGGUGGCAUUUAUCUGAAGGUGGAUAUCAGGAGUUCAAGCUGUUAGAGCGGCUAGGUGAAGGAAGCAAGCCAACGGCCAUUAUUGGUGAAAUUGCCGAUGAGAUGAACUUGGAUGUGGUAAUUAUGAGUAUGGAAGCUAUCCAUUCCAAGCAUGUUGAUGCGAACCUACUCGCUGAGUUCAUCCCUUGUCCUGUAUUGCUUUUGCCCCUAUGAAGAAGAAAUGUAUCUGAAAAGCCAGUGGAGCUUGAUUUUAGGAUCAAGGGUAUUAGCAUUACCUCACGUGAAGUUUAUUAUUAUCUUCAUUGAUCAGGUCUCCUACCUUUUGACCUUUUGAUUACGUUUUCUGCUUCUCUGACCAUAAAAGCAAGUUUUAGAUUUGCAAUGACCGGUAAUAGAACGAAAGAGAAGCUGGUUCAUUGUAUCUCAAUCGUAAGAAGACAUGGAUGUCGUCUGCUUUAAGUGUAAGUCUUGAUCAGCUUGAUAGCUGUCAUGAGUUGUUUAAAUUGAUAGAAUUGGAUUUCUUCUGUUUAUAUUGAAGCAUUACGUUUGAACUCA